AACUCACCAGCCCCGUUUCCACGGCAACCAUGGACUGCGGACUGCGUCUGCCUCCGGUCAUUGAGGAGGUCAUGGACCCAGUCGAUGACCUGUGUGACCUGAAAGCGGAGCGUCCCUGCGUAGUGAACGAGCUGACCCACAAAGAGAGGGAGUCUCUGGAGGAGAACGACGAGAAGCAGGAGGAGAAGCAGGAGCUGGAGCAGGAGGAGGAGAAUAAGGAGGAGGAGGUGGCCAACAGGGAGAAGGGCCAGAAGGAGGAGAAGGAGGGCACGAUGGUGAAGGAGGAGGCGCAGCAGGGGGAGGAAGAGGAGGAGGAGGAGAGGGAGAUGACAGAGGAAGAGGAGCUGGAGGAACUGAGGUCUCAGGUGCUUCAGCUGCUGCAGGAGUUGGAGGAGACCAGAGAGAUGUCCCAACGCCAUGAGGACAGCUUCAUGGAGCUGCAGGGACUCCUGGAAGAUGAGCGUUUGGCAAGUGCACAUCAAGCUGAGACCUUCACAAGGCAGAUCCAGAGACUGCAAGGCCAGCUGCGCUCUGUGCAGGAGGAGAUGGACAGCCUGGAGGAGGAGAAGGAGAGCGAGCUGCAGGAGGCGCAGAAGGAGCUCCGCAUGGCCCAGGAGGAGGUGGUGGAUCUGCAGCAGGCGGCCGAGGAGGCGGCGGCGGAGCGCGAGAACGACAUUGCGUCCCUCCAAGAGGAACUGUGUCGCCUUCGCGCCCAGCUGGCCCGGCUGCAGGUCACUACGCAGGAGUACGAGCUGGAGAUCACCUCGCUCCGCGCCGAGAUCGCCAUGAAGAGUCAUCAUGGAACACCCAGCCCGGAGAGGGCCCACGAGCACGGUGAGGUGGACCAGCUGAAAGAUGAGUGUCACACGCUCACAGAGGAGUGCAAGAUCCUCAAGGAUAACAACAAACAGCUGACUGACAAGCUCCGCCUUCUGCAGCAGAAAACCAGCUCCCCUGACCCCUACCUGUCCCUGCGGGCCUCAGACGUGGCAGGUGAGCGGGUCGUGGACUCUGAGGCGCCCGUGGAGGCUGUGAGGGCCGGAGGCUACAUGACCAUGGCACUGCCACCCGGCCAGAGGGUGGAGACCAGUGUCCAGAAGGACGUGUCGUUUGACGGGCACCCGGUCGCCCCAGGCAACUGGCACGGGGGCGUGGAGGAGGUGUGGUCACUCAGAGAGCAGCUGCAGCAGGCUGAAGAGAGGGCAACGCAGGUGGAGAGACAGUGUGAAAGUCUGAAGGAGGAGCUGCAGGAACUCCAGGGUCUGUACGACAGCAGUCAGAGGGAGAGGGCGGAGAUGGAGGCGGAGCUUCAGCGCUGCAGGGCGGAGCUACAACGCCUGGCCGGAAGGAAGACCCAGAACUCCUGUCCUCCGUCUGAGUCCCCUAUUCUCUCCGUCCCCUUCAUAGGAAUGGUUGUAAUAGUGGCUCUGCUCUGGUGCUGGUGGUCGGAGCUGUCUUGCCAGAGGGGAUGAAGGAUAGUGAGGGCGAGUGGAAUCUGGUGAUGGUGGUUGCCGUGGUCGCAGCGGCAGUUCUGAUUGUCCCUAGCUUGACCAGAACGCUGUCCUGAGCGGGAUUUUGGGCAUCACAGGAAAUUACAUCACUCCUCCACCUUCAUUCCUGUUUUAAUCACUUCCUGUCCCCCCUUCUAUCAAUCACAAUCCAAGAAUCCUGACCAGAGGCCAGAUACAAGGUAACCAAGGCAACCAAAGCACAACAAUGACCCUCCAGGCCCUCCCAAUGAACCUCCAGACCAUGGAACCAGGGACAUUUUUUGCUCACAGCUGCGUUAUGGGAGCAGAGGGACCAAAGCAUCACAGCUCCCUCUCUCUCUCUGUCUCACUCUCUUUCUAUGCCUCUCUCCCUCUUUCUUUCUUCUUACUCCCUCUUUUUCUGUCUCACUCUCUAUUCCCUAUACCACUCUCUCCCCCCUCUUUCUAUCGCUCUCUCUUCUUGCAUACAACUUGUUUUCUUAUGUGCUUCUUCAAGUAGACCAGACUGUAAAACUAUGGUUUAGGGACGUCCACGGACUACAGAGUGCAAGGAUAGAGAUGCAUUCUUACCUGCCUGGCUGUCCUCCAUCCCAGAGUCAAGGCCACCACUCCACGUCUGAGUGACCUGCCUAAACCUCUGACCGGGGCAUGCCAGUGAAGCCUGGCAUGGAGAAGUGUGAGAAGAACAUAUCUGCCAUAUCAUUUGCUUUCCCUUGUUCAGUUUCUGGUGUUUGUUUCUUCCUGGAAAGGACAGUAAGGCAGAAUAGACUGUAUUGAACACUGAACUGAAUUCAGAGAGAGAGAGAGAGAGAGAGAGUGGGAGAGAGGGAGAGAGAGAGGGAGAGAGAGAGAGAAAAGAAGGAAUAGAAGAGGAGGAGGAAAAGAAGGGAGAGGGAUGCCCUGGCGAGAUGUGAAAGACACCAUAUUUAACUCUGCACACAAUCUGAAGUAAGAGCGGGAGAUUGAAGAGAUGGAAGAAAAAAGAAAGAAUAUAGAAUACAUAUUGAAGGACUGGCAGAAAGCCCUGGAUGCAGCUGCUAGCUUUGGCCUUAACCUCUGACCCCGAAUGACAUCAUAUCCUCCUGACACCAACUCACUCUCGAAUGGACCUAGCCUGGACCCAGUCCAGAUAUGCACCUGGACCCAGGCCAAGGUCCAACUCAGAUCUGGGCCAUAUCGAUGCUGGAUCUGUUCCAGCUUGUGGUCCCAGAUCUUCCCUGAGCAACACCAGACUGCUGUACAUUUCUGCUGCCUUCAUAUUCAUGAUCUAGCAUCCCAUAAUACUCUACUUCCUCUUCCUCUCUCAGGAGAGCUGCUCAGCCAAUCAGAUUCCUCCGACACAGCAUGCUCCUCCCAGUCUAAGCAGACAUAAUUAGUGAAGGAGAAAUAUCAUUAGUCUUCACUGCAAUAUCCAGUACCUGGUUGUUAGUAUCUAUUUGUGUUUGUUUGAUUUUGAGGGUUGUUCUUUUAUUGAAAAUGUUAUAUGACAGUAUAUGACCUGGACAAGCCAUGAAUGGAAAGUAAAAUUAUCUAACUCAAGUUAGAAUUAGUAUUGUGCGCACCGAGAAAAUGGACGGAUGGCUUAGGAAAGUUGGUCUGUUCUUAAUUGGACUUUUUCACAUCAAUGAUUAUCAGCUAGUGACACUAUAUUUUUGUAUCUGUGUGCUCAACACUAAGGUUUAAGUUUAGAAAUUGAAUAUUCUAUGAUGUGUUAUAUGAAAGAGAAUCAUAUUUUUGUAUAUAGAUAUUAAUGUGUAAACAGUAUACGUAUUAUAUGACCAAUUCUAAGCACUGAAUAUAUUUAUUUUAUUGGUUGGCACACACAUAUAGCAAGAAUGGUGCAUUGCUAACCAAAACAUCAUAAUCAUCGGCAUGGUUCAGAUGAGAAAACACUAGAGAAUAUAUCUCAAGACAUGUUAGUGUCUUGCAUCAUUCUCCUUUUAACUGGUUAAUGAUUUUGUGUGUUUGUAUAUUGGAAUGUUAAUUUGCAGACUUUCUGUCUCUCUGUCGAGAUAUCUUUCACUUUUCAUUUAGGCGUUAAUCUGCUCUCUUGUGGAGAAACAGUGCAUGGUGGACCAUAAUCAAUAAUGGUGAAUCAAUAAUUAAUAAGCUUUAAUAGAUCACAUUCCAGAAGACUGAGAGACGUACUGUACAACAGGAUCAACACACACACACACACACACACACACACACACACACACACACACACACACACACACACACACACCUAUCUGGCAGGCGCUGGGCCUAUAUAUAAUAAUAUGGCAAAAUAUUUGUCUUUAUAGCGCAGCAUAUGACAUUUACCAUAUCGUAUAUAGCAGGAUCAUAAUGUCUCACCUCAGUCUAAGGGGUGUGUGUGUGUGUGUGUUAGCACAAUACAGAAUACCAUACUUCACUUUGAGGCAUGUACUGCUGUAUGCUGUCCUGGGCUAUAUGUCUGUUCUAUAGGAUACUUACUCUAUAUGACACAUUUAAAUCAAAACAAAACAAAAAACAGAUCAUCUCUAAAAGCCACGGAGAUGCUACACAUGUUUGUAGGCUAAACCUUCACAUUUUCAGGCUGUUGAUUAAAAGUACAACAGCAUCCUAUAUUUAAACAUACGAUUUGUAUAAUUUAUAACCUGCUAAUGAAUUGGAGUACCACUGCACUGUCCUGUUGCUUUAGCCAGUGUGUGUGUGUGUGUGUGUGUGUGUGUGUGUGUGUGUGUGUGUGUGUGUGUGUGUGUAUUUUUCACCUUACAGAGUGUGCCUAGACAGCACUGUCUUCCUACAUGUUGUAGAUACAGUCCGUAACACAGUCCCAAGCAGAGAGGAGACUUAAACAUGGAACAUGGAACUCUCCUUACUAAAUAGGAGCUCUAGAAUGUACUCUUGGCUUCGGCUUGUCCUGAUCCUAACUAAUCAACGCUAUUCCAUUUCUCUGGCUUGAUGUUGCUCAUGUGUACUAACAAAGCGUUAACAAAGCAUUACAAAGUGUAUCACAGCUGAAAUGCAAUAUCACUACUCAACUAUAACAGUGCAUGUUGUUCUGCAAAUAUUACUGUGUCCAUUCAAACUCUUCUAGGGCAUCUUUAUAGUUAAGAAUUGAAACUGGGAAAACAGCAAGAUGUCUUGUUAACUUAACUGUCCACAGCAUUUGUGGCUAAUUGAUAUUUUAAAAUAAAAUACACACACUAUAGUGUAAUAAUCUUCUGGUGGAGUUUUUUUUUAUAUGUCUGCAGUAUACUCUGGGCAGGCUGGUGUUUGCAUGGUAGGUUAAGUAGACUGCAUGUUGUAGGUACUGUAGGUUACACUUACUUGUGGUCAAUCAGUUGUAUGUGUUUAAAAUCAACACAACUGCAUGAAAGACUUAGUAGUUUUAUGAGUCCUGUUGUCCUUUUGUUGACCACUGGUCAAGCUUGGUGACCGACAAACGUUUUUUGCACACACUUUUAAGCUGCAGAUUACUCAUUUUUGUAAAGAAAAAGAAUGUGUUAUAAUUUAGUUUUCUCGAUAUUCUUUCUCUCUGUUGCCUGUCCUUUCUACAGCAAAAACGUGAGCUUUCUCUCCUCAGUUCAGAUACACUAUCUGUCACUUGCUGUUCUUUGUCAAACUGUUCGUGAAACCUUCCAGGAGGUGCUUUUAUAUGUCUCUGUGUGUGUGUGUGUGUAGCCAUCUGUGUUUGUGUGUGUGUGUGUGUGUGUGUAUGUGUGUACUGUCAUGGCUUCUCUGAGGUGUUUAAGCAUAGUCUAUCCUCCUUCGCUGGGUCUUGUGUUUAAAAGGAAACAGAACUGUGAGUAUUUUACUAAACUGCUUGUAAAUUUUGUAAAUUACUAUGGAGAAAUAAAGUAGUUUAACCAAA
Molecule: messenger RNA, 5331 nt
Organism: Alosa alosa (allis shad)
Lineage: Eukaryota; Metazoa; Chordata; Actinopteri; Clupeiformes; Clupeidae
Gene: ccdc136b
Product: coiled-coil domain-containing protein 136
Exons: 9
Coding region: 30-1472 (480 amino acids)
Biological process (GO): single fertilization; acrosome assembly
Cellular component (GO): acrosomal membrane
Source: RefSeq, a predicted model, not a curated record